ACUGUUCCAGCUGGACGCGCGUGGAGCAGUGAGGGCUAUGGUGGGAGAGGAAGCACGCAGACCUCCAGCGAGUUUAGUAACUGUGACCGACGUGCUGCCGUGUACCCUGUGAGGAGAAGAUGUCCAUGAACGAGGUGUACGUGUUCCGACCCUUCAAGCUCAUCGCUCUGCUGUGCGUCUUCCUGGCGCUGUGUCUGGACUUGGUGGCUCUGCUCAGUCCAGCCUGGGUCACCGCGGAGCAUUUCUCCCUGUCUCUGUGGGAGUCAUGCUCCCAGUCUGUGGCUCGUCAUCCCACGGACGAGCCCCAGUGGAGCUGCUUCUCCACCCUCACAUCUGACUGGCAGAUCGCCACGCUGGUGUUGCUAGGCAUCGGUGCAGCCACGACUCUGGUGGCCUUUUUGGUGGCCCUUAUUUCCCUGUGCAGGGGCACGCAAAGACAACACUACCGCACUGUGGCAGUAUUCCUCUUCACUGCAGUGGUUCUGCAGGCCUGUGCUCUGGUCCUCUACCCGAUCAAGUUCAUCGAUGGAACGGUCCUGCAGACUUAUCACGAGUUCAACUGGGGCUACGGGCUCGGCUGGGGGGCCACCAUCUUCAUGCUGGGUGGAGGAAUCCUCUUCUGCCUGCGGACGGACAUAUACGAGGAUGCAAUGUACUAAACUUUCUGUCAGCCCUCUCUGCUCUGCUGGAAAUACUUAAGAGGAGAAUGCAGACCCUACGUGUCCAUUUCCCUUGCUGUGUUAUUCUCGCCGUUAUUUUUAGAUAGGUUGUGAAGGCCUAAUUUAGGCCAGGGCUGUAGGAGUAAACUGCCCUCCCCCCUGCACCACACUGCCCCAGCCCUGCCGGUAUCGGGGGCGAGGUGGCAAAGCUAAAGCGCAGAGAGCUUUCUGGACACGCUCGAGCCACCGACGCUGGACGUUUCCACUGAAUCUCUAUUGUUAGAGAGGAAAGUAGAUUCUCAGCACAGGCCUGAAUGUGCAGUGGCUGAAUAUUUAAUAGGACUGACUGAUCACGUUUCCUUUUAUUUUUGUAGCUUUUCCUGAGGAUAAAAAGCUAGUUGUCAGUUUAUUUAUGGCAUGAUUUCCCACUUUAUAGAAAUAGUGAAAACCGCACUUCCUCUCGUGUUAGACGAAACAUAUCUAGUAACUGUAAAUCACUCAGCUUUGACAUAUGCUGUUGAGUGUUCAUACUUUUGAUGUUUUUUUCUUUUAAUGACACCAGUUUGUCUCAAAUGGAAAAAUGUAAAUGUGUAUAAAGUAUUUCUACAUGAAGAAUUCUGAAUAAAUAAUCGUAGUUUUGGGAGCA
Molecule: messenger RNA, 1305 nt
Organism: Oreochromis aureus
Lineage: Eukaryota; Metazoa; Chordata; Actinopteri; Cichliformes; Cichlidae
Product: transmembrane protein 47-like
Exons: 3
Coding region: 120-659 (179 amino acids)
Biological process (GO): cell-cell adhesion
Cellular component (GO): cell-cell junction
Source: RefSeq, a predicted model, not a curated record